Neogale vison (American mink) is the source of this 2853-nucleotide messenger RNA. It is a transcript of the gene ALOX15B, whose product is annotated as arachidonate 15-lipoxygenase type B. Gene Ontology annotation, molecular function: protein binding; iron ion binding; arachidonate 15-lipoxygenase activity. The coding region runs from base 1 to 2034 and encodes 677 amino acids. Gene Ontology annotation, biological process: linoleic acid metabolic process; lipid oxidation. The record is from RefSeq and is a predicted model, not a curated record. Lineage: Eukaryota; Metazoa; Chordata; Mammalia; Carnivora; Mustelidae. The transcript has 14 exons.
AUGGCCGAGUUCAGCGUGAGAGUGUCCACCGGAGACGCCAUCGGGGCUGGCACGUGGAACAAAAUAGCUGUCAGCAUCGUGGGGACCCGGGGAGAGACCCCCCCACUGCGCCUGGACCACCCGGGCAAGGAGUUCAGCGCGGGCGCCGUGGAGGACUUCCAGGUGGAGUCCCCCCAGGACGUGGGUCCCGUGCUGCUGCUGCGCGUGCACAAGGCGCCCCUUCUGCUGUCCGCCCCGGUCAGCGCCGUGGCCCGCGACGCCUGGUUCUGCCGCUGGAUCCAGCUCUCGCAGCCUCGGGGCGCGCCCCUGCUCUUCCCCUGCUACCAGUGGCUGGAGGACGCGGAAAGCCUGGCGCUGCGCGCGGGGGCCGCCAAGGUCUCCUGGGCUGACGACCACCCCAUCCUCCGGCAGCAGCGCCAGGAAGAGCUACAGGCCAGGCAGGACUCGUACCACUGGAAGACUUACAGCCCAGGCUGGCCCCGCUGUCUGGAUGAGAAAUCCGUAAAAGAUCUGGAUCUCAACAUUAAAUACUCGGUCAAGAAGAAUUCCUGCUUCUACCUGAAAGUUGGCUCCGCGUUUACGGAGCUGAAACUCAAGGGGUUGCUGGACCGCAAAGGGCUCUGGAAAAGUCUGAGCGAGAUGAGAAUGAUGUUGAACUUCCGCAUGACCCCGGCCGCCGAGUAUGUGGUCAAGCACUGGCAAGAGGAUGCCUUCUUCGCCUCCCAGUUCCUGAACGGCCUCAACCCUGUUCUGAUCCACCGCUGUCGCCACCUCCCAGAGAACUUCCCUGUCACGAAUGACAUGGUGGCCCCCAUGCUGGGCCCUGGGACCAGUCUGCAGGCUGAGCUGGAGAGGGGCUCCCUGUUCCUGGUGGAUCAUGGCAUCCUCUCCAGCGUCCACACCAACGUCGUGAACGGGAAGCCUCAGUUCUCUGCGGCCCCGAUGACCCUGUUGUACCAGCAUCCCGGGGGAGGGCCACUACUGCCCCUUGCCAUCCAGCUCAGCCGGAGCCCGGGACCCAACAGCCCCAUCUUCCUGCCCAGUGACAACAAGUGGGACUGGCUGCUGGCCAAGACGUGGGUGCGGAACGCUGAAUUCUCAGUGCACGAGGCGGUCACGCACCUGCUACACGCACAUCUGCUGCCUGAGGUUUUCACCAUGGCCACGCUCCGCCAGCUGCCCCACUGUCACCCACUCUUCAAGCUGCUGAUCCCACAUACUCGGUACACCUUGCAUAUCAACACUCUUGCCCGCGAGCUGCUCAUCGCCCCGGGGCAGGUGGUGGACCGGUCCACAGGCAUUGGUGUCAGGGGCUUCUCGGAGCUGAUACAGAGGAACAUGCAACAGCUGAGCUAUUCUGUCCUGUGUCUGCCCGAGGACAUCAGGGCCCGAGGCGUCGAAGACAUCCCCAAUUACUACUACCGCGAUGACGGGUUGAAGAUCUGGGGGGCAGUGGAGAGCUUUGUCUCCGAAAUAAUCCACAUCUACUACCCGAGUGAUACAGCCGUGCAAGAUGACCCUGAACUCCAGGCCUGGGUGCGGGAGAUCUUCUCGGAGGGCUUCCUGGGCAGGGAGAGCUCAGGUGUGCCUUCCGCGCUGGAGACCCGGGACGCCCUGGUCCAGUAUGUCACCAUGGUGAUCUUCAACAGCUCGGCCAAGCACUACGCCGUCAGUGCCGGGCAGUUUGACUCCUGUAUCUGGAUGCCCAACCUGCCGCCCACCAUGCAGCUGCCACCCCCCACCUCCAAAGGCCAGACAAGGCCAGAGGGGUUUCUAGCUACCCUCCCUCCAGUCAAUGCCACGUGUGACAUCAUCAUUGCCCUCUGGCUGCUAAGCCAGGAGCCUGGAGACCAGCGGCCCCUGGGCACCUACCCGGACGAGCACUUCACAGAGGAGGCCCCUCGGCGGAGCAUCGCCGCCUUCCAGAACCGCCUGGCCCAGAUCUCGCGGGAGAUCCGGGAGCGGAACCAGGGGCUGGAGCUUCCCUACACUUACCUGGACCCUCCCCUCAUCGAGAACAGCGUGUCCAUCUAAAUCCCCUGGAGAACAGUGUGCUCUGAGGCAUACCUUGGACCCCAUAAAACCUAGCCCCCGUAUGCCUCUCCUGGGACAACCAAGCCACAUGGAAUUCCCCCUACACACCACAAAACAGCAGAAACAAAACAGAGAAACCAAAGACCCCAGAGAACAGCAACCAUGUGCCUUUUGAAGACUCCAAGUUUCAAAGUGCUUGAUCGCCCACAGAUCCCUUAAAGGGUUUUAUGACUUUGUGUGUUUGUAUUAUGUUAUUAUGGGGGAAGGGGUAUCUCCUGGUCCCACUGAUCCUGCUGACCACAGCUGUGUGGGCCUAAUGGUCACCUGACGCAGGGCAGCCCUCCUGACUGGCCGAAAAAUUGCCCAAGACGUUGGUAGUGACCCAUGGUCCCAGCUAUACAAUGAACAGCCUGCUAAGAAGGGGCUACCAGAAGCAGGGCAGAAGGAAGGGGACAGCUGUCUGGGCAGUGCCCAUGUACACUUUCCUAAAAAUUUGCUCCAAAGUUGGACAAAAAUUUGCAUAUUAUAAAGCAGUCUCCAUUUCCAGAGAAUUAGAAAACAGCAGAGCUGUAAUAAUCAUAGGUCCCCUUCCGGAUUCAGUCCUCAGUGAUGGGACUCCAACACUGCAUACACAGUCUUCCUUCCCGUCCUUCUUUUUUCUUGUCCCAAAUCAAGAACCAUCCAUUAAGACAAAAAUGGCUCCCUUGGAAUUCACCUAUCAGUUACCAUCUCUGGCUCAGACUGUAGAUGUCACUGCUUUGGUGUUUGUGGCUCACUAAGUUUUAUAAAACAGUGUGGACACAAAAUGUAUUCGGAUCA